This is a messenger RNA of Vicia villosa (hairy vetch), 1700 nucleotides long. Its product is annotated as pentatricopeptide repeat-containing protein At1g11900. The record is from RefSeq and is a predicted model, not a curated record. The transcript has 2 exons. Gene Ontology annotation, molecular function: protein binding. Bases 342 to 1418 code for a protein of 358 amino acids. NCBI's taxonomy places the organism in Eukaryota, Viridiplantae, Streptophyta, Magnoliopsida, Fabales, Fabaceae.
AUUCAAUUCUUAAUUAUGAAUAAAAUAAGUUUAAUUAAAAUAUAAUAACUUUUUAUUUUGAUUCCAAGGGUAAUCAAAACAAUGGAACAUCGCUCACACCAACACCCACCACCGUUACUCCGCCAGAAUUCACGUCUUGGCCGUCAACAUUAGCAGGCGAGUCCCAACACACCAUCAACUCCGGCCGCUGUCACAAACAAUUUCCAUUUUUACCUUGAAAUUAACCAAAUCUAUCGUCACUGACCCCAAACUACUUUCAUUCGAUGACGAACAAAGAUAAUUAAAAUCAUUUCAUAACCAAUUUUCGGUGGUGGUGGUGGUGACGUGGAAGCCUGAAUGAUAUGUUAUUGACGAUGUUAGGUGUUCCAAUAGCAAGGUCUCUCUCCCGUUUUCACUAUCCUCCCCUUCUAACAACAAUAUGUUUACAGGCCUUUUCAACGGAGGCAUCUCUUGACAAAGAGAGUGUGACAAACGAAAUCUUGAAGGAAUUUCGUGCAACCAUUGAAAAUGCUCCAGCAGCAUCCAGUGGCAAAGUCUGCUGCGCAUAUAUUGAUAAGAUUUGCAAGGCGGGAAACGUUUCAGCCUUAAGUCAAAUGCUACAAAUGUUAAAUGAGAAGAACAUUAUUGUCUCACCGAAUGUGUAUAAUCUCAUGUUGGUGGAAGCAAUUCAAAAUAAUGACAUUGACCUUUCAUUUCAACUGCUCAAGAAAUUAUUAUUGUCAGGUGAAUCCCCGAGUGCAACCUCGUGUAUUAAGUUUGCGCAGGCUUUCAGAAAUGUAAAUCAUUCUGUGGAGCUUCUUAGAUUUCUUAAAGAAAUAGUAUCACAAACCAGUGGUUCAAGUAUAUCAUCAUUCAUAAACAAGAUCAUUUAUGCUUUUGCUAAAAGUGGACAGAAGGAUAGUGCUUUGGUGAUAUUCAGUCUUCUUAAAAUACAGAACGAUAGUGUUCUGGACUUGAUCACGUAUAAUAUUGUUCUAGAUAUCUUGGGUCGUAAGGGCCAUGUGGAUGAAAUGCUUGAUGUGUUUGCGUCCUUGAAAAAAGCAGGUUUUGUCCCUGAUACUAUUUCUUACAAUACUCUAAUACAUGGACUAGGAAAGGUUGGAAGAUCCGAUUUAUGCUUUGCAUAUUUUGAGGAAAUGAAGGAGAAUGGAAAUCAACCGAAUUUGCUUACAUAUACUGCUUUGAUUGAUACUUUCGGUGGAGCAGGAAAUAUUGGGGAAUCACUGAAACUCUUCCGGGAGAUGAAACUGAAGGGGAUUCUUCCUUCAAUUCAAAUCUACAGAUCAUUAAUCCAUAACUUAACUAAAAUAGAGAAGAUUGAGUUGGCAACAGAACUUUUAGGAGAGAUGAAUUCUUCAUCAACUGUUCUACCUGGCCCUAGAGAUUUCAAGACGAAAAGAAGGCAAAGAAAGACUUAAGGGUCUGUGCUGUAUAUUUAGUUUCAGUUGACAGAGUUCUUAAAGUUCACAGGUUUACAUUGUCAUGCAUUAUUCUGUCUCAUCUUUGUUGCAAUGUGAUGUUGAUCCUCAUGAGUGGCUGCCAUGGUAAUGUCUGAGGCAAGAAACUGGACAGCAAAUACAUUUAAUCUAUUCAAUUUCGUCAUUUUCUUACCAUGAGCUGUGAGAAUGAUCCAUUAAUUUGUUAAGACAUGCCUUGAAUUUUAUCAUCAAAUAGAGACUGUAUUGUGUAUUUUCUUUUAA